Molecule: messenger RNA, 1580 nt
Organism: Paraphaeosphaeria sporulosa
Lineage: Eukaryota; Fungi; Ascomycota; Dothideomycetes; Pleosporales; Didymosphaeriaceae
Product: Rtt106-domain-containing protein
Exons: 3
Coding region: 43-1326 (427 amino acids)
Molecular function (GO): histone binding; nucleosome binding
Source: RefSeq, a predicted model, not a curated record
UCAACACCACAGCGCAACCGUCGGCGAACGGUGACCACAGGCAUGCCACCCGCACACGCCCAGGAAGUCGACCUGGCUUUUGCAGGCAAUCACGAGCUGCGCAAGCGAGUGCACGCGGCCAUUGAUCAAAACCCCACACAGAGCACGCUGUUCCGCGAUAUCUCGGCGUACAUUCUCGGCCAGGCAUCGCAGCCCUCGAGUGAGCCGACUGCGAAGAAGCGAAAGCUCGAAGAGAGCAAUGGCGCGCAGAACGGCGCAACGGCACCGUCGAGCCUGACAAGCGCCGCGACAAAGGCAUGGCGACAGUACCCGGGCACCAGCUUUUCUCUCCCGCAGAGGAAGAAGUACACGCUCGAGCUCGUUGACAGCAAGGACGGCGGCGUACGCGCCCUGGGCGCAGAUGGCAGCGUCGAGUUCAGCAUUGCCUGGAGAGACGUUGACCAGGUAUUCUGCCUACCAGUGCCCGAGAAAGCGAAGCGGCAACACAACUUCAUCAUCCUACCCGUCCACGGCGAUGGCGUGGGUCCGGUGCCCGACCACCUGAAAGCCUCUCCACCGGAGCCUGUAGUAUGGACGUUCGAGGAGGCCACGGGCAAGAACAUCGUCGAGGGCGAGGACCCAGGCCCAGGCCCCAUGGCAGAGGCCAUCCACCACUGCCUCAUACAGGCCGGCACCGGCAAGGAGGUCAUCUUCCCAGACGCGGACCAGUUUGAGAGCGCCAUCCCGCAGAGCCACCGCAAGGGCGAGAAGGCGUAUCACGUCAAGGGCCACCGAGGCAGCAAGGAAGGCUACCUCUUCUUUACCUCCGCCGGCAUCGUCUGGGGCUUCAAGAAGCCCCUCGCCUUCUUCGACUUCGCCUCCGUCACCGCCGUCUCCUACACCAACGUCCUCCGCAACACCUUCAAUCUCGUCAUCACCACCCAAACUGGCGACAUUGAGUUCGGCAUGAUCGACCAGGCCGACUUCAACGGUAUCAACGAGUAUGUGCAGAAGCAUGGUUUGCAGGAUGCUAGCAUGGCAGCGACACGACGGGCGCAGAAGCUCAAUGUAAACCCACCAAAGGAAAAAGAGAAAGGCGCGAAUGGCGCUGCGGCUGCGGAGCCGGAUGACGGCUUGACGGAGCUGCAGCGCGCGGAGAUGCAACUCCAGGAUAUGGAGGAUGAUGAAGAGGAUGAGGAGGAUUACGACCCUGGGAGCGAGGGCGAGUCCGAAGGCAGUGGAUCGGAUAGCGAAGACGAAGAUGGCGAAGGGUAUGAGGGUGGCGAGGGCGACGAGUACGACGAGGGCGAUGAAGAAGGCGCAGAGGGCGAAGAGAUGGAAACCUGAGCUUGCUGAACCGUGCGACCGCUCCUACAAGAAGCACUGCAUCACAAAGUUGAAUACCUUCGGCCUGCGCAAAUGUCUACUCCAUCGUCCUGGAGGUUUCUGGGUUUCGCUGAUGCCGGCGCGCCAGCCGUCAAGCUGCCGCCAUUUUUCUGCAGCACCCUUGACCGUUGGUUGGGAAGGCUGUGCAACCCCUGUGUACACCAUUCUUCCCACUAUAUAUCAGUAUACCCCAGCUUGCAGAAUUCCAAGACCCU